Cynocephalus volans (Philippine flying lemur) is the source of this 2992-nucleotide messenger RNA. RefSeq names its product zinc finger protein 527 (gene ZNF527). The coding region runs from base 188 to 2017 and encodes 609 amino acids. The transcript is spliced from 5 exons. Gene Ontology annotation, biological process: regulation of DNA-templated transcription. The record is from RefSeq and is a predicted model, not a curated record. Lineage: Eukaryota; Metazoa; Chordata; Mammalia; Dermoptera; Cynocephalidae.
UGAGUAGCUCGUUCACAUACCGCAGACCUCAGUGUCCUGCCAGCCCCAGUCCUCGCUCCAUUCCGCCUCGCGGAGGGUUCUGGGAGGUGACGUCGCGGGUCUUGGUAGCGGGUCCGGUUUCCAGAGCUCGCGGCGCCGGGAGGAUUUUGUUCUUCGCCAAAAGAGAAAAUUGAAGAAGGAAGGAGGAAUGGCUGUUGGACUUUGUAAAGCCAUGUCCCAGGGGUUAGUGACCUUCAGAGAUGUGGCUGUAGACUUUUCCCAAGAGGAGUGGGAAUGGCUGGACCCAUCUCAGAAGGAUUUAUACCGAGAUGUCAUGUUGGAGAACUACGGGAACUUGGUAUGGCUUGGACUCUCCAUUUCUAAGCCCAACAUGAUUUCCUUAUUGGAGCAAGGGAAGGAACCUUGGAUGAUGGAGAGAGAGAUGUCACAUAGUCAAUGUGCAGACUGGGAGUCUUGGUGUGAAAUUAAGGAAUUAUCUCCAAAAUGGUUCAUUGAUAAAGAAGAAAUAUCCCAGAGGAUGGUAAUGGAAAGGCUUGCAAGUCAUGGCCUUGAAUGCUCCAGUUUCAGAGAAGCCUGGAAAUAUGAGGAUCAAUUUGAGCAGAAUCAGGGAAAUAAGGAGGUGCAUUUCAGGCAAGUGACAACUUUUAAGGAAAUCUCUACUGGGAAAAGAGACAAUGAAUACAAUAAUUCUGGGAGAAUCAUUCCACUGAAAUCAGUACUUUUAACACAACAGAGAAUUCCCACAGUAGAGCAAGUAAACAAAUUUGAUAUUUAUGAUAAAAUCUUUCCCCCAAAUUCAGUUAUAAUUGAGUAUAAAAGAAUCCAUGCUCAGAAGGAAUCUUUGAUAGGUAAUGAAUGUGAAGAAUUCAACCAGAGUACACAUUUUAGUAAAGAUACAGAAAUUUCUUCUGGUGAGAAACCUUAUGAAAGUAAUGAUUUUUCAAAUCUCUUAAGUUUCCACUCAUUACUUACUCAACAUCAGACCACUCAUUUUGGAAAAUUACCCCAUGGGUAUGAUGAAUGUGGUGAUGCCUUUAGCUGUUAUUCAUUCUUUACUCAACCUCAGAGAAUUCACAAUGGAGAGAAAUCAUAUGCAUGCAAUGACUGUGGAAAAGUCUUUAGCCAUGGUUUCUUUCUAAGUGAACAUCAGAGAACUCAUAUUGGAGAGAAACCGUAUGAAUGUAAGGAAUGUAACAAAGCCUUCAGACAGAGCGCACACCUUACUCAACAUCAGAGGAUCCACACUGGAGAGAAACCCUUUGCAUGCAAUGAAUGUGGGAAGGCCUUUAGCCGUUAUGCUUUCCUUGUUGAACAUCAGAGAAUUCACACAGGAGAGAAACCAUAUGAAUGUAAGGAAUGUAACAAAGCCUUCAGACAGAGCGCACAUCUUAAUCAACAUCAGAGGAUUCACACUGGAGAGAAACCCUAUGAAUGUAAUCAAUGUGGAAAAGCCUUCAGCAGACGCAUAGCUCUCACUCUGCAUCUAAGAAUUCACACAGGAGAGAAGCCCUUCAAAUGUAAUGAAUGUGGGAAGACCUUUGGCUAUCGCUCACACCUUAAUCAACAUCAGAGAAUUCAUACCGGAGAAAAGCCCUAUGAGUGCAUCAAAUGUGGGAAGUUCUUUAGGACUGAUUCACAACUUAAUCGACAUCAUAGAAUUCAUACUGGAGAGAGACCAUUUGAAUGCAGUAAGUGUGGAAAAGCUUUCAGUGAUGCUUUAGUUCUAAUUCACCAUAAGAGAAGUCAUGCAGGAGAGAAACCCUAUGAAUGUAACAAAUGUGGGAAGGCCUUCAGCUGUGGCUCAUACCUUAGUCAACAUCAGAGAAUUCAUACUGGAGAGAAACCCUAUGAAUGUAAUGAAUGUGGGAAGGCUUUCCAUCAGAUUUUAUCCCUUAGGUUACACCAGAGAAUUCAUGCUGGAGAAAAACCCUAUAAAUGUAAUGAAUGUGGGAAUAAUUUUAGCUGUGUCUCAGCUCUUAGACGACAUCAGAGAAUUCAUAAUAGAGAAACCCUCUGAUUAUAGCCAGUAUAGGAAAGAGACCAUUUAGUUGACACUUAGUCCUUCCUUAUUGGAUAUAAGUGAAUUCUUUGUGGUUAGUAAUUCUAUGAAUGUAGUGCAUAUGGAAAAGCCCUCAGUUCAUGAGCAUCCAUUAUUUGAAAUAGCCUGAGUAGCAGUCAUCUGUUACUUUUUGAUCUGUUCUAUACCCCACUUAUGUCACCCUCAAUGCAUAUGAUUCAGAUGAAACUUAAUCAGGACAACAAUGAAUUCAUCACAGGCUGGCCAAUUGUUUUCUCCAACCUAGUGAUUAAUAAGGGAUUGGCAAAUGGCCCUGUCUGGACCAGUAGAGCCCUUUGUGGGUAUUGUUAUGGAUAGUAAGAGAAAUGAUCUUCUUCCACCCCCUGGAAUUGCAAGUUUCAAAGAUUCAAUAAGGUUAAAAAGGUUAACUCACGAGUAACCUUUUUGCCACCCCACAAGGAAAGACUUCUCAAAUUGAAAUCCAACACAGAGGAAACUGGAGAUGAGAGAAAGAAAUCUGAUGACAUUGUUUGAUCUGGAUCCUGUCAUGCCUGGUGUCUACACCAUCUUUUACUUUUUUAUUUUUGUAAUCCAAUAAAUUUCAUUUUUUUGCUUAAGUGGAAUUAGAUUUUUGCCUCUUGGAAUUCUGGUACUGACUCACAUACCCUAUGUUUGCUAUACAUGUGAGAAAGCCUUAAUCUUUUAUGUGGCAUAAUUAUUUAUGCCAAGGAAAAACCUUAUGAUGUAACAAGUAUAUGGAACUUGAAUACACAGCCAUCAUAAAGCUGAGAGAAUUGCUAUAUUUUAUUUGUUGAUAAAAUUAAUUUAGUGGUUAUUAGUCUGUUUCACAAUAAGGAUGAAUAUUUUGAAAUUCACCUAGUCAGAUUCCUUAACAGGCUUUCCCUUAAGGAGUUAAAAUCCUUUGUGCCAGUGACUCACCAUAGGCAUAUAAAGAGAGAAUGGAAAGCUGACAGA